Molecule: messenger RNA, 174 nt
Organism: Symbiodinium necroappetens
Lineage: Eukaryota; Dinophyceae; Suessiales; Symbiodiniaceae
Source: the annotation of a GenBank genome assembly
AUGGUUGUAGCAGAGCUCCUGCAUUGGCGUGCCCCAAUGCUGGUGAUCAUGGUCAAUGUUCUCAUGAGCUUCAUGUCUGUCUUGGAUCAGCGACAGGACAAUGACUUUGUGGAGCUCUUUGCUGGUUGUGGAGAGGUCUCCGCUGGCCUCCGGGAGGACCAUAUUAUGAGCUAG